UUUUCUUUUUGUAAUUUAGUAAUAGAACGUAUAUUAAUUAAUUCGUUUAUCAUUUCUAAAAUACAUUGGUCUUCGAGUCUCUGAAAAUUAAGUUGAAUAAACUGUCAAUUUCAUUCAGCUUACCGUUAGGAUAUCUAGACCGGAAAGUCAGGUCUAGACUUGUUCCCUAAUUGGUCUAUUUCUACAUUGGACAUGCUGGAAGCGAUUGGUCUCCUGGUCCUGACCGGAGCCCUAUGGGGGUGCACGAACCCCUUCAUCCGACAGGGCACCAAGGGCCUGCGAGAUGUCCGAGCGAAAGGCUGGCUGGGGCAAGCAGUGGCUGAAGUUUCUUUCUUAUUAGGAAACUGGAGGUACGUGGUGCCCUGGUUGGUCAACCAAUCGGGCUCGCUAGCUUACCUGGCAGCGGUUCAGCGCGCGCCGCUCUCGCUGGCGGUUCCCGCUGCCAACAGCCUUGCUUUCGCGUUCACCGCCGUCGUCGGCGCCGCCGUGGGCGCGGAAGAGCCCCUCGAUAAAGGUUCGAUACUCGGUGUGGUCCUAAUCGUGGCCGGCACUGCACUGUGCUGCCUGGACAAAGCUAGUUGAUGGAAGUUGUAAGUUCAAAAUUAAACUAACUAGUUUAAAUGUUUUUAUUGACACUAAUUUUGCAAUCAGAUGCACAUAGGUAUGUACUAUAAUACAUUCGCUGAUCGAAAGUGAGAAGGCAAUCGCUUUGGAAUUACCUUCUGGGGGUAGUGUAAGUUUAAAUUAAACAUAUUCGAUAUCGAAUGCGAAAAAUGCACAAAAAUCUAUCUAAAUUUUAGUUCUUGACGGUAUCCGCUAGGGUUGCUGUAAUGUACAAUCCAUCAUACAUUUAAUGUAGGUUUUUUUAUCCACAACGAGGAAGCUCUUGGCCUGUAUCUCACCUGAUGG
Molecule: messenger RNA, 909 nt
Organism: Ostrinia furnacalis (Asian corn borer)
Lineage: Eukaryota; Metazoa; Arthropoda; Insecta; Lepidoptera; Crambidae
Product: transmembrane protein 234 homolog
Exons: 4
Coding region: 193-582 (129 amino acids)
Source: RefSeq, a predicted model, not a curated record